Messenger RNA from Branchiostoma floridae (Florida lancelet), 1446 nucleotides. Its product is annotated as protein ABHD15-like. The record is from RefSeq and is a predicted model, not a curated record. Gene Ontology annotation, molecular function: monoacylglycerol lipase activity; short-chain carboxylesterase activity. Lineage: Eukaryota; Metazoa; Chordata; Leptocardii; Amphioxiformes; Branchiostomatidae. The transcript has a single exon. The annotation marks the transcript as partial.
AUUGCAGGAGAUUGCGUGGGCAACGGAUGGAGGACACUACUGCAGGCGACAAGAGUGACGAAGGAGGAAGCUUUCUUACCUUUUUUUGUUCUCAAAGGAGGCUUGUUUUUCUUUAUCCUGUACGUCGCGUGGAUAUAUGUGGACUCCAACUACGACCUAGGACCAAGGCUUGUGUCGAAGAACUCGUCGUUGCGACCGUACUUUCUGCAGAAGUGCCUCGGGUUGAGAAGCCCUUUCGUCCCGACUCCCUGGGCGCUCAGCCCGCAUGUCCAGACGGCCUUGUCGGCGGUGGUGUGUCCGGGUACGGAGCCGCGGUUUCAGCGGGAGUACCUUGAGCUGAAGGACGGAGGUGUGGUAGCGCUGGACUGGGCUAACUACGAGGAGAAGACGCUGAACGAUCACCGGUCGGUUGUGAUUGUGGUUAGCGGCGUGGUGACGACAGGUGACGGGGUCGCGAGGGUCUGUCACGGCGCGUGGCGGCGAGGGUUCCGCCCGGUGGUGUUCAGGCAGCGCGGGCACACCGAUGUCCCGCUCACCACGCCGCGUCUCCAGAGCUUCGGCGAUCCCUCGGACUUCCGAGAGGCCUUGGAGUACAUCCGAGCGACGAACCCGGGUUCUGAUCUCACCGCGGUCAGCCUGAGCACGGGGUGCGGGGUUCUAAUCUCGUACCUGGGCGAGUACGGUUCCUCUACCUACCUCACGGCAGCAGUGUGUAUCUCACCAAUCUAUUGUGCAGAAACCCUCUACUCCUCCCAGGCUAUCCCCAGCCUUUACCGAUGGAUAUUAUUGCAGAGACAAAAAGCAUUGCUUCUCUCGCACGUGUCUUGCCUACAGAAAGUUGACGCGUUGGAUAGCGCUUCAGCACUAAGGUCAGGGUCAAUGGUAGAGUUCGAGGAAAUAGUGUUUUCUAAAACCAACGGGGUUCACACAAUGGAGGAUUAUUGGGAACAGAACGAGCCAACGCGUGAGAUAGACGAAGUGGCCGUCCCUUUAUUGUGUAUCAGUAGCAAGGACGAUCCACUUGUACCGAAGGAAAGCAUCCCUACAGAACUAUUCCUCACGUACCCUCACUUCUUCUUGGCGCUGACCGAGAAGGGAGGGCACUGCGGGUUUUUCGAAGGAUUCCAACCAGAGUCGAGGGCUGAACGGUUGGCUUUUGAAUUUUUGCGGGCUGCACAAAAACUCAACAUGGCCGCCCACGCGAAUGGGAACGGUAUGAUGGUAUGAUUAUGAAGUGUCUUGUUACUUUCAUCAGAGUCCUUGUUACGUAAUUACGUAUAGUGAGCUCUCCUCGACUUCAUUUUUACGUGGGUUUUCAUGCUUGUGUCCUCUAUAUGACUGGAGUAUUAUAUUUACUAAACAAAAAGAACAGUAAGUGCCACUGUUUAUAAGUCCGGUUUCAGACAUUUGUGAAAAGUGUGAGACAUUUAUGAUGCAUGUUGUUGC